UUGAAAACCUGCAACUAAUUCGCAGGCAACAGAGCAACCAACCGAUUGUGAGAAUCCAUUUCUUUCGAAGACAAAUUUCUGUCCAUCAAUGGCGCUCUUCAACCUCGUCACCAAGGCCGCAGUUCGUUCCACAUCGCAAUCACUGCUCAACACGCUUCGUUACAUGAGCAAUGUCCCUGAAAACACGGUCUACGGCGGCCCGACAUCGAACACUCCAAACCAGAGAGUCACUCUCACCAAUCUGAAACAAAAGUACAAGAAAGGCGAACCAAUCACCAUGGUCACUGCUUACGAUUACCCCUCCGGGGUCCAUUUGGAUAUGGCCGGCAUUGAUAUUGCUUUGGUUGGCGAUUCGGCUUCCAUGGUAGUACACGGCCACGACACCACGUUGCCUAUUACCUUGGAUGAAAUGCUUGUUCAUUGCAGGGCUGUGGCUCGUGGGGCUAGGAGGCCGCUUUUGAUCGGCGACUUGCCCUUUGGUACCUACGAAUCCAGCUCCGUUCAGGCUGUUGAUACGGCAGUACGAGUUUUGAAGGAAGGGGGAAUGGAUGCAAUAAAAUUGGAAGGGGGUGCACAUUCUAGAAUAACAGCAGCAAGAGCUAUAGUCGAAGCAGGAAUUGCGGUAAUGGGGCACGUUGGGCUUACUCCACAAGCCAUUAGUGUUCUUGGAGGAUUUAGACCUCAAGGGAAGAACAUCGCCAGUGCUGUUAAGGUGGUGGAAACUGCAAUCUCUCUACAAGAAGCUGGGUGUUUCGCCGUCGUCCUAGAAUGUGUUCCUCCAGAAGUUGCAGCUGCUGCUACAGCUGCUCUCCGCAUUCCCACCAUAGGCAUUGGAGCAGGGCCUUUCUGUAGUGGACAAGUGCUAGUUUACCAUGAUCUACUCGGCAUGCUUCAACACCCGCAUCAUGCUAAGGUGACCCCGAAAUUCUGCAAGCAAUUUGCACAAAUUGGAGAUGUCAUCAACAAAGCUUUAUCAGAUUACAAGGAAGAGGUAUCUAAUGGUUCAUUUCCCGGACCGCUCCAUAGCCCAUAUAAGAUCAGCGACAACGAUUACAACGGUUUCUUGAAAGAGUUACGAAGUAUGGGAUUGGAUGGGGCAGCAUCUGCAGCUGCUGCUAAAGCCAACCAAUGAUUAAACUCAGCUGCAUUCACUGCCUCGCCCUCUUGGUAGUCUAGCCUUUCGAGUUUUAGAUCAUUUAUGGAAUUUAUCAGUUGGGACAAUUCGUUCUUAGAAUCAUUAGCUGAAGAACACUUGAACCACUAGAACACUAUUAUCCCCUUUAGUUAUAGCUGAUAUGAAGAUGUGUUUGGAUU
This is a messenger RNA of Cucurbita maxima (winter squash), 1314 nucleotides long. RefSeq names its product 3-methyl-2-oxobutanoate hydroxymethyltransferase 2, mitochondrial-like. Bases 89 to 1132 code for a protein of 347 amino acids. The transcript is spliced from 5 exons. Gene Ontology annotation, molecular function: 3-methyl-2-oxobutanoate hydroxymethyltransferase activity; magnesium ion binding. Gene Ontology annotation, biological process: pantothenate biosynthetic process. Gene Ontology annotation, cellular component: mitochondrion. Lineage: Eukaryota; Viridiplantae; Streptophyta; Magnoliopsida; Cucurbitales; Cucurbitaceae. The record is from RefSeq and is a predicted model, not a curated record.